Trichomonas vaginalis G3 is the source of this 1101-nucleotide messenger RNA. RefSeq names its product histidine acid phosphatase. Gene Ontology annotation, molecular function: phosphatase activity. NCBI's taxonomy places the organism in Eukaryota, Parabasalia, Trichomonadida, Trichomonadidae. Gene Ontology annotation, biological process: dephosphorylation. The transcript has a single exon. Bases 1 to 1101 code for a protein of 366 amino acids. The record is from RefSeq and is a predicted model, not a curated record.
AUGCCUAGACAGAUACAGUGUGUUGCACCUUUAAAAGAGCCAAAACCAUUAAAUUCUGCAUUACUCACUGUUCUUACGGUGUUUAGACAUGGUGCACGUGCUCCAAUUGAUUCUUGGGCUCGUAAAAAUGAAUCUGGAACUUGGAUUUGCGAUUCACCAGAUGCUAUUGCUCCCGAUUAUGAACCAGACUCAAAUCGGAAGUUUAGAAGAUACCACAAAGUUAUAGAUACCACUCCAUUCCCACCAAAUUGCGACUCAGGUUCUUUAAUUAUCGAAGGAAUGCAGCAACUCAAAGAAUUAGGUGCCUAUUUUAGAUCAUAUUAUGUUGACAAAUUGAAAUUUAUUCAGCCAAACUUCGAUCCAUUUGAAAUUUUUAUUCGUUCUUCAAGAUCCCCGCGUUGUCAAACAUCUUUGAGAUCAUUUUUGCAGGGACUCUUCCCAGAGUCUCCUCGUUCAGAAAUAAUUACUUAUCUCACAGGAGCUGGAGCAAAUGAGCCAUUAAAUCCAGAUCCAUAUACCUGCAAGGAUAUGGUUGAUGCUUAUGCAGAAUUCAUAUCAACACCAAGCUACAAGGCUCGUGCUAAUGUAUCUUUAGCUCUUCAGAAGCCAUUAUACGAAUACUUAAAUUUGACAGCAGAUGAUCAGAAUUGGAUGUGGUUAGGAGAUUGGAUGUAUUCAUUUGUAUGCAGUAAUCAACCAAUUCCUUCAAUUGUUACAGACGAAAUGUUUGAUGUCGCAAUGAAUGAUACUUUGUAUUAUUCUGGAGGUUUUGCCGAACAAUAUCCAGAUAUAAUGAGUGGAGGUUCAUUCAGAACAUUGUUUGAACAUAUUGAUGCAGUCUUGAGUGAAAAAAGACGUUCAAAAUUUGGAAUCUUUUCUGCUCAUGAUUCAACAGUUACAGCAAUCAUGACAAAACUUGGACAUCCAUUCAAGGUCGAUAUUCCUCCAUACAGAAGCUACAUUACAUUCGAAAUUUACAAAGAUUUGAAUGUAAGAGUACUUUUCAAUGGAGAACCUGUUACUAUUGAUGGACAGGAAGUUAUUAGACUUUCUAAACUACGUGCAAAAGUAGUUGAUACUUUCUCAAAAUGUACUUUCUAA